UCACUAUCUGUGGUUUCAGGCAUCCACUGGGGGGUCCUAGAACAUGUAUCCUGUGGAUAAGAGGAGGGUAGAAAUACUGUGUAUAUAACAUAUUGGUGACAACCAAACAACUGCUUAUUGUCUUCAUAGUAUUCGUUUUCAUUUUUGUCUUCCCCCACUAAUGUACCAACAGGAUUUGCCCUGAAGAAAAUUUGCAUAUAGCUGCAGAAGCUACUGUGGACACUGACUUCUGCAGUUCAUUCUUCAGGACCUGCAGGAACUCCAUGUUGUUUUACAGGCCUACUUGAGUCUUCACAAGGCCAUUCCACCAUUCUAUCAAGCCAGCUGCUCUGGAAUGGUGGAGAACAUGGGAUCUGUGUCUUUUGAGGACGUGGCUGUGGAUUUUACUCGACAGGAGUGGCAGCAACUGGACCCUGCUCAGAGGACUAUGCACAAGGAUGUGAUGCUAGAGAACUACAGCAAUUUGGCAUCUGUAGGCCUCUGCGUGGCCAAACCAGAGAUGAUCUUCAAGUUGGAGCAAGGAGAAGAGCUAUGGGUAUUAGAGGAGGAAUCCUCAGGCCAUGGUUACCCAGGAUCUCUUUCACUGCUGUGUGGCAACAAUUCUGUUGGGGGUAAUGCCCUCAGGCAUGAUAAUGACCUUCUUCAGCAUCAGAAGAUUCAAAUUUUGGAUCAAACUCUUGAAUAUAGUGGAUAUGGGAAAGUCUUGUACAAGAAAAUGGGCUUUGUUGGACAUAAAAGAACACAUACAAGAGAUAAAACCUUUGACUGUUAUGAAUGUGGGAAAACUUACUGUAGGAAAUCAAACCUUAUUGAACAUCUGAGAGUACACACAGGGGAGAAACCUUAUAAAUGUAAUCACUGUAAAAAAACCUUUAGUGCAAGAUCAUACCUCAUUGCUCAUCAUAAAACUCACACAGGGGAAAAGCCCUUUGAAUGUAAUGAAUGUGGGAAAUCUUUUGGUAGGAAGUCACAACUCAUUCUACAUCAGAGAACACACACAGGAGAGAGACCAUAUGAAUGUACUGAAUGUAAGAAAACCUUUUCUGAGAAGGCAACCCUCACAAUUCAUCAGAGAACUCACACAGGGGAGAAACCCUAUGAGUGUAGGGAAUGUGGGAGAAAAUUUUGUGUUAAAAUAUCUCUUACCCAGCACCAGAGAACUCACACUGGGGAGAAACCCUAUGAAUGUGGUGACUGUGGGAAAAACUUCCGUGCAAAGAAAUCCCUAAAUCAACACCAGAGAACUCACACAGGUGAGAAACCCUAUAAGUGUGAGGAAUGUGGGAAAUUCUUUAGAAUGAGGACUACUCUCAAUAAUCAUCAGAGAACUCACACAGGUGAAAAACCCUAUCAGUGUAAUGAAUGUGGAAAAUCAUUCAGGGUGCACUCAUCUCUUGGGAUACAUCAGCGAAUUCACACAGGAGAGAAACCUUAUGAAUGUAAUAAAUGUGGUAAUGCCUUCUAUGUUAAAGCACGCCUCAUCAAACAUCAGAGAAUGCAUUCAGGAGAGAAACCUUAUGAAUGUGGUGAAUGUGGAAAGAUCUUUAGUAUGAAGAAAUCCCUUUGUCAACACCAGAAAACUCACACAGGAGAGAAACCUUAUGAAUGUAGUGAAUGUGGAAAUGCCUUUUAUUAGAAAAUAUGUCUUACUGAACAUCAGCGAAUUCACACAGGAGAGAGACCCUUUGAAUGUCAAGAAUGUGGGAAAGCCUUUUGCCGCAAAGCACACCUCACAGAACAUCAGAGAAUGCACUUAGGUCAGCGCUUGCCUUAUGCUGUGGAGAAAGUUUCUCUGUGAAGACUCCCCUCAUCAUUUGAUCAAGCCCGUUUGGACCAUCUGAUCACCAGAGCACACAGAAUGCAUCUGUUACAGUUUGACUCCUACAUUGGUAUGAAAAUAUGUCCUGAUCCCCUUAGGGGAUAGCUCAUUGUUGUUUUUCUUUCAUUUGGAUUUUCUUAAUUAGUGGUGAAGUUGAACAUCUUCCUCUCUGUUGAUUGGCUAUUUGGGUUUUUGUUCUGUACAUUGACUAUUCAUAUCCUCUAUUCAUAUCCUUUUGCUCAUUGUUUUCUUUUCUUUUUUUAAAGAUUUUAUUUAUUUUUAGACAGAGGGGAAGGGAGGGAG
Messenger RNA from Phyllostomus discolor (pale spear-nosed bat), 2122 nucleotides. It is a transcript of the gene ZNF157, whose product is annotated as zinc finger protein 157. The record is from RefSeq and is a predicted model, not a curated record. Gene Ontology annotation, molecular function: DNA-binding transcription repressor activity, RNA polymerase II-specific. NCBI's taxonomy places the organism in Eukaryota, Metazoa, Chordata, Mammalia, Chiroptera, Phyllostomidae. Gene Ontology annotation, biological process: negative regulation of transcription by RNA polymerase II.